Molecule: messenger RNA, 528 nt
Organism: Akanthomyces muscarius
Lineage: Eukaryota; Fungi; Ascomycota; Sordariomycetes; Hypocreales; Cordycipitaceae
Exons: 3
Coding region: 1-528 (175 amino acids)
Source: RefSeq, a predicted model, not a curated record
AUGUCAUAUCUGCGGCGUGCCUUUGACGGAUUCCGUUCGGCAGGUCUAGCCAAGUUUUUCUUGAACAUGAUGUGCCUUAAACUGAGCAAGUUUCUCCAUCCGCUCAGCACUUCUGCGGACUUUCCUCGCUGCCGUUGGCCGCAGUCGCGACACAUAGCAACUGUGGACCACUGGCCUUUGACUCCAGCCAGCCGACCAUCGCCACGGUUGGUCCGCUCCUCUGCUGAACCGAGCAUUGGGCGCCGCAGCUUUCUUCAUCACGUACUUAAGCAGUUGGCGGCUCACAAACCUCAUCUACCUUCUUGCCUCCUCGCCGUCUUUGUCGGGGAUCCAUCCAUGGCGUCAAACCGCAAGCGAUCGAUCAACGAAACAGCAGGAGCCUGGGGCGAGGUUGCAACCGACGAGCGUCAGCCGCGCACUCCUCUGGACGAUGCGAGUCUGAGCCCUUCUGACGAGGGUCUCAUCCCUGAGGAGCUCGUCGCAGAGUUUCCCGUGGACGAAUGCGCGAGUGACCAGUACGCUGACUAG